AUGCACCAAAAUGCAGACAAGGAUUGCAAAAUAACUCCUUUAGUUGAUAUUAUACCUAGCAGGUGGAAUAAAGAUUUACUUAUAGAUGUUAUCGGAGUGGUUGAUGAAAUAGGGUACACACACGCUCAAGUCGGUGGUAAGAAGCAGCUGAUCAACUUCGUCAUUCACGACUUGAGCAACAACACUAUUAAUUGUACCCUAUGGGAGGCGCACGCAAUGCAAUUUAUCAACUAUAUCCAACAACAGACUGAUUCUUCCAUUCCAGUUGUGGUUUUGAUUCAAUAUGCAAAAGUUAAAGAAGAAAUUGGCAAAUAUCCUCUAUCUGUGACCAACACGUACAAUGUCACCAAGUGGCCAUCAAUGAAGAUUUGGAAUCAAUCAAAUAAUUUGUCAACAGAUAAUUUUUAA
Molecule: messenger RNA, 408 nt
Organism: Lathyrus sativus (Indian pea)
Lineage: Eukaryota; Viridiplantae; Streptophyta; Magnoliopsida; Fabales; Fabaceae
Source: the annotation of a GenBank genome assembly